CAUCGAAUACAGAGUAAAACACAAAAAAGCGGAAACAAACAUUUUUCCUCCUAGGCGGGCUUGGUUUUGAAAAAAUGUGAUGGUGUUUCGGAAGUGUUGUUAACAGAAAGUGAACUUGUUCUCCUAUCAAAAAUAUACCUACCUAUAGUUCUGUCUAUCCGUAUUCGUUUCCGUUUUAGUCCUUUGUUUUUAAAGAGCAAGAGGUCAUUUUUAAAAUACCAUUACUUUGUCAUUUGCAUACGAGUUUCCUUCAAUUGAAUAUUUUGACGUAUGUUAUGCGAUAUAUUGUCGUUUUGUUAUUCCUUCCUUCGCGAUAUUAUCUGAUGUUUGUGUCACUGGGUCAAUUUAAAUUCUGAAUAACCACUAUCAGUGUCCUUCUUGAGUGUUCUUUCCUUAUUGAAUCCUUACUGUGUUAAUGCGGAAAGGAAGUGCAAAAUUUAAAUAUUAAGUAAAGUGGUUAUUGUUACUCCUGACACUGCCAACCUUGAAAAAAGGAUUUAAUAUUUCUGUUGAUUUCAAAAAAAGAAAAAUAUAUUUUAAAAAUAUAUUAAAAAUGAAUAAAAGAAAUUUUCUCUUGUGGUUUGUUUUUGGGAAUAUUUUAAAUUUUUUAUCCUCACUCCCUCGAAAUUCAUCUUUUCACCAAUCAUCCACAUCCGGGGAUGGGGAAACAAUAUAUAUUGGAUUCCUCGCGGAAUAUGCACAGAUGCGUGUCACACUAGGUGGUCUUCCAUUGGCCAUCAAAAAAGUAAAUGAAAAUCCUAAAUUACUGCCAGGAAGGACAUUGGCCUUUAAAGCAUUCGACAUCGGACAAGGGGUCGGUGCUCAUCGCUUUAAACCAAUUCAGUUUAUGACUCAAAUGCGUGAUGAGAACAUAGCUGCAUUUAUAGGACCUGACGAAGGUUGCACGGGAGAAGCCCUUGUUGCCUCAGCAUGGAACAUUCCAAUGAUGUCGUUUAAAUGUGCUGAUUCAGUAGUGUCGAAUAAAAAAAUAUUUCGUACAUUUGCCAGGACCUUGGCACCGGCUUCCAAAGUAUCGAAAAGUGUUAUUAGUCUCUUACAUAAUUUUAACUGGGAUAAAUUUGCCAUCAUUGUGGGAACAAAACCUGAUUGGGGCUUAAAAGUUGCACGUGCCAUUCAAGACCUGGCUGAAUUGGAAAAUUUGACAAUUACCCAUUUCAAGGAAAUUUCCGAUUACAUCCCAAUGAAUACGACAUUAAUUAAAAUGCAGAGAAUUGUCGAUGAGACAUAUCAAAGCACAAGAAUUUAUGUUUUUAUUGGAGAGCAUAUUGCAAUGGUGGACUUUGUGAGAUGUUUACAAAAUCGAAAAUUACUUGAAUCCGGAGAUUACCUCAUUAUAUUCGUUGAUGACGAGAUUUACAAUUCCAAACAUCGAUUAAACAUCAUGGAAAGAAAUUACCUUGAUCCGUAUAUAAAACGCGAUAAAAAUAAAUCCCUCGAUAAAAAUUCAUUUCGUUCUGUCAUAAAAAUCAGUAUGUCAUAUCCCCAGAAUCCAAAUUUGAGAGAAAUAUGCAGUAAAAUCAAAGAGAAUGCUCGAAAACCUCCUUUUCUAGUUCCCUAUCAUGAACGAGUUUUUGACAACAUUUCGGUUCCAAUUUAUGGUGUUCAUUUGUAUGACACGGUAAUGAUAUACGCCCGAGCUAUUACGGAGGUUCUAUCAAAGGGUGGCAAUAUACGUGAUGGCAGCCUGGUAAUGAGUCGAGUCUUCAACAGAUCCUAUCACUCAAUUCAGGGUUUCGAUGUGCACAUUGACUCGAACGGUGAUGCAGAAGGUAACUAUACCGUGAUAACAUUGCAGGACGACAGCGGGCACGGAUCGCUAGCUAAAAUGUCAAUGCAACCCGUUGGAUACUUUGUGUUCAACAAGCAAUCCUCUCUGCCGGAAUUUCGUUAUAUCAAACAGGAUCGGCCCAUACUUUGGCUUAAAGGUCGCCCGCCUUUAGCCGAACCGAUUUGUGGAUUCUCAGGCGAGCUAUGCAAAGUGAAACGAAUUGACUGGAAAUUCAUUGGACCUGGAAUAUUUAUAGGAUUCUUCUUCAUUGUUGCCUGCAUAUUUCUGAUUAAGCAUUAUCGAUAUGAACAAACAUUGGCAGGACUUCUUUGGAAGGUCGAUAUGAAAGACGUGACUCCAAUAAACAUACCCAGUCCGGACUUCAAUUUGAAAGGAAAUAGAAACAUUUUCCAAGCAACAUGUCGACAAAGCAUAUUGAAUGGUGGAAUAGAUACGACUAAACGAGCAUAUACCAGUAUAGGACUCUUCCGUGGCAACAUCGUAGCGAUGAAAAAGAUAUACAAAAAAUCUGUGGAUGUAACUCGAACAAUUAGAAAGGAGCUCAAACAGAUGCGGGAGAUACGCCACGAAAAUGUAAUCGGAUUUAUAGGAGCUUCAAUUGACCAUGGAGUUGUUAUUAUAUUCACCCCAUAUUGUGCACGUGGAAGCCUUGAAGAUGUCCUUGCAAAUGAGGACCUGCAUUUGGAUCAUAUGUUCAUAUCGUCAUUAGUGAGUGAUAUCCUGAAGGGAAUGAUUUAUUUACACGACUCGGAUAUUAUAUCCCAUGGAAAUCUUAGAUCUAGCAAUUGUCUGAUAGACUCACGAUGGGUAUGUCAAAUAUCAGACUUUGGUUUGCACGAAUUUAAGUCUGGCCAAGAAGAACCAAAUAAGCGAGAAAAAGAACUUAAACGUGCUCUUUGGAUGGCUCCAGAGCUGUUGAGGGAUCCAGGAAAAUUACCAAGAGGCACACAAAAAGGAGACGUUUAUUCUUUUGGUAUCGUCCUUUAUGAAAUAAUCGGUAGAAAAGGACCCUGGGGAGAUACGGCUUAUUCCAGUGAAGAAAUAAUUGCACGAGUGAAAAAUUCUGAAAUGUAUCGACAUGGAGUUUUUCGACCACCAAUAGCAUACCUUGAAGUGCCAGAAUAUGUUCGAUUGUGUUUACGUUCAUGUUGGGAUGAAGAUCCAGAAGCGAGACCUGAUAUUCGUUUAGUUCGAAUUAAAUUAAAGGAAUUACAAGCUGGAUUAAAAUCAAAUAUCUUUGAUAAUAUGUUAUCAAUCAUGGAAAAAUAUGCAUAUAAUUUAGAAGCGCUUGUUCAAGAGCGAACGAAUUUAUUAUACGAAGAAAAGAAAAAAACUGAUUUAUUAUUAAAUCAAAUGUUACCGCGAUCCGUAGCAGAAUCUCUUAAACGGGGAGAACCGGUCGAAGCUGAAUGCUUUGAUUGUGUUACAAUAUUUUUUAGUGAUCUCGUAGGUUUCACCGAACUUUGUGCAAAAAGUACACCAUUUGAAGUUAUUGAAAUGCUUAAUGAUUUAUACACCUGUUGUGAUUCAAUUAUAUCUGGCUAUGAUGUUUAUAAGGUUGAAACAAUUGGAGAUGCCUACAUGGUAGUAUCGGGCCUCCCAAUACGCAACGGAAAUAAACAUGCUGGCGAAAUUGCCUCCCUGGCUCUUCAUCUCCUCGAACACGUAUCGAAAUUAGAAAUCCGACAUAGACCCGGAGAAUCUUUACAAUUUCGAAUUGGUAUUCAUUCUGGACAAUGUGCUGCAGGAGUUGUUGGAAUGAAGAUGCCGAGAUAUUGUUUAUUUGGAGAUACUGUUAAUACUGCAUCUCGAAUGGAAAGCAGUGGGGAAGCCUUAAGGAUUCAUAUUUCAGAGAAAACGUAUACAUUACUGGAGCAAGUGGGUGGUUUUCAUUGUGCUGAAAGAGGCAUAACAAAUGUCAAGGGAAAAGGUGAAAUGCGAACGUAUUGGCUAAUUGGUCAAGUCAAAACUUACGAGCCACAUGUACCAUUCCGGAAAAGUGACAUAACUCCAGAUCUCAUAAGUAACGUCGAUAGUGAUUCACUGCGUCCUUUACGCCUAUCAAAUGAAUGCAAUUCAUCGAGUCUAUCAAGUGUUCAAUUACAAGUGAUGGGAAAUCAUCGGAUCAACAUGCCAAUCCGUCCAAGUUCAGCACGUUUGGUGUAUCCGAAAACAUACUGUGCCUGCCGAACAAAAUGCAUAUUCGAUCGUAAUUCUGAUGAUAAUGUUAAUUUUGUAAUCGAACGAAAUUCAGAUAUAAAUCAUUUCAAGGGGGGGAAAUUGCCUUCAAGGCAAAAUGAUCGAAAUUUCCUAUGUGUAUGCAAUUUAAGUUCGAAUUUUAGCGACGGUGGACCAAGAGGGCCGCGUUCUGCACCUCAUAUAACAUUCCGUCAGUAAGAAAUGGCACAUAUUUUAUGAUUAUGUUAAGUUUAUGAUCGGAAACUAAAGCCAAUUAAAAACAAAUUAAAAAAAAAAAAACAAAAAAACUAAAUUUAAAAAAUCUAAAAGUGUUGUGUCUGGUAAUUGAGGUUGUGGUUUGAAAUGUAGCUAAUUUAAAAAAAAAUAUAUAGAAAAACUAGAAUUGAAGGGGAAAAUAUUUAUGCGGCAAAUAAUACAAAAAAUUUCUCAUAAAUAAAUGUGUGAUGUUAAAAAAAAAAACUAAAAUAUACUAUAGAGAAUGUUAUAUUGAAUGUUAAAAAGAAAAAAAUGUAUAGGUAUAGUAUUUAUGUAAAAUAAAAAUGUAUGAAUGUACCUAUGUUUAAGGAUAAAAUUAAGAUAGGUAAAUCAGUGCAUUGAAUUGUUGAUGGAUAAAACUUAAAUAUUGAUAUACACAUAGCACACAAAAUUGACUGAAUUUGAAAUUAUCGAAUAUGUAAAAACAAAAAUGAAGAAAUAUAAAAUACAAAACAAACGAACACUAUUUAACUUGCUCAAGGCAAGAAGUAAAAAUAAAACAUUUUUUUGGAAUUUUUAUGAAACACAUACAUACAUAAAUAAAUAAAGAUUAUAUAUAUUAUAUUAUUAUA
Molecule: messenger RNA, 4836 nt
Organism: Eupeodes corollae
Lineage: Eukaryota; Metazoa; Arthropoda; Insecta; Diptera; Syrphidae
Gene: Gyc32E
Product: guanylate cyclase 32E
Exons: 23
Coding region: 554-4207 (1217 amino acids)
Biological process (GO): intracellular signal transduction; protein phosphorylation; cGMP biosynthetic process
Molecular function (GO): guanylate cyclase activity; ATP binding; protein kinase activity
Source: RefSeq, a predicted model, not a curated record